Xenopus tropicalis (tropical clawed frog) is the source of this 2707-nucleotide messenger RNA. RefSeq names its product karyopherin alpha 1 (gene kpna1). Gene Ontology annotation, biological process: protein import into nucleus. Gene Ontology annotation, cellular component: synapse; cytoplasm. NCBI's taxonomy places the organism in Eukaryota, Metazoa, Chordata, Amphibia, Anura, Pipidae. The record is from RefSeq and is marked provisional. Gene Ontology annotation, molecular function: nuclear import signal receptor activity.
CAAAUACCGGCUGCUGUGGCGAGAGGCCGAAACCUGGGAACGGCGGCGGAGUGACAGUGGGAGCGCCGACACAGAACGGAACACGGUCCCCUUGGGCUUAUUCAGUACCGACCAACGUGUGGAGGCCGAGCAAGAAAUCAUGACGAGCUCAGGAAAAGAGAACUCUCGGCUGAAGAGCUACAAGAACAAGUCUCUAAACACGGACGAGAUGCGGCGAAGGAGGGAAGAGGAGGGACUGCAGCUGCGCAAACAGAAACGAGAAGAGCAGCUCUUUAAGCGCAGAAAUGUCGCCUGCGCUGAGGAAGCGACAGAAGAGGAGGGAAUGUCCGAUGGCAACUUCCACGAGGCACAGAUCAACAAUAUGGAAAUGGCUUCCAGUGGGGUUAUUACGGGAGACAUGAUAGAGAUGAUUUUCUCCAACAACCCAGAGCAGCAGCUUGCAGCGACGCAGAAGUUCAGAAAACUGCUAUCAAAAGAGCCCAACCCUCCCAUUGAUGAGGUUAUAGGGACUCCGGGGGUGGUCGCUAGAUUCGUGGAAUUCCUGAAGCGGAAAGAGAACUGUACAUUACAGUUUGAAGCAGCGUGGGUGCUCACUAACAUUGCCUCCGGGAACUCCGUACAGACCCGCAUUGUCAUCCAGGCAGGAGCGGUGCCCAUCUUUAUAGAGCUGCUCAGCUCAGAGUUCGAAGACGUUCAGGAGCAGGCAGUCUGGGCUCUAGGGAACAUUGCCGGAGACAGCACCGUGUGUCGGGAUUAUGUGUUGGACUGCAAUAUUCUGCCUCCGCUUUUACAAUUACUGUCCAAGCAGAACCGUCUUACAAUGACUCGAAAUGCAGUGUGGGCACUGUCUAACCUUUGUAGAGGGAAGAAUCCACCCCCUGAAUUCGCCAAGGUUUCCCCAUGCCUCACUGUCCUGUCCUGGCUUCUCUUUGUCAACGACACUGAUGUACUUGCCGAUGCCUGCUGGGCGCUGUCCUAUCUGUCAGAUGGGCCGAACGAUAAGAUCCAGGCCGUGAUCGAUGCAGGCGUGUGUAGAAGAUUAGUGGAACUACUAAUGCACAAUGAUUACAAAGUGGUGUCUCCUGCCCUGCGGGCUGUUGGCAACAUAGUGACUGGGGAUGACAUCCAGACACAAGUGAUUCUAAACUGCUCGGCCCUACAGAGUUUGCUGCAUCUGUUGAGUAGCCCCAAGGAAUCUAUAAAGAAGGAGGCAUGUUGGACGAUAUCAAACAUCACAGCCGGGAACAGAGUUCAGAUACAGACAGUGAUUGAGGCCAACAUCUUUCCAGCUCUGAUAAACAUUCUGCAGACGGCAGAAUUCAGGACAAGAAAAGAGGCUGCGUGGGCUAUCACAAACGCAACAUCCGGGGGCUCCGCAGAACAGAUCAGGUACCUGGUUGAUUUAGGUUGCAUCAAACCUCUUUGUGACCUCCUGACUUGCAUGGAUUCCAAGAUCGUACAGGUGGCCCUGAAUGGCUUAGAAAACAUACUGAGGCUGGGCGAGCAAGAGGCAAAGCGGAACGGGACAGGCAUUAACCCUUACUGCGCUCUUAUUGAAGAAGCAUAUGGACUGGACAAGAUCGAGUUCCUACAGAGCCAUGAAAACCAGGAGAUCUACCAGAAGGCGUUCGACCUGAUCGAGCACUACUUCGGCACCGAGGACGAGGACAGCAGCAUUGCCCCCCAGGUGGACCUCAGCCAGCAGCAGUUCAUCUUCCAGCAACGAGAAGCUCCCAUGGAGGGUUUCCAGCUCUAACCCCCCCCCCCCCCCCCCCGCGCUGGGCUCCGCGUGCUGCAGUGCGAGUGCCCCCCAGAGCGCUCACUCACUGUUUGCUGUGUUCAAGCUCUCGCUCACUCCCGCCCCCCCUACACUUCUCUAUUUAUUCAGCCACCUUUUAUUUCCCCCUCUCCUUCUCUUUCUGCCUCUUUUUUUCUUGCUUCCACCUAGUUUUUAUUUUUUCUCUUUCUCCCCCCCCCCCCCCCCCCCCUCGUUGCUACGUGACAGACCCAGCCGGAUGCUGUCAGCGGAUUGGGACUGCUUGCCCUGGUCCUAGAGGUUCCACGCCGUGCCUCAUUCAGCACCACUACAGUUCUGGUGUCGGCCCUCCUGCUGUGCUUUUGACAUAUCUUCAUUUCAUAUGACUCGAGUAUUAGAAGUAUACAGGAACUCCACGGGCAGAGCCGCGUCCGCGGAGAAGGACGGAAACGAAAUGGACGAGACGUUAAUACUGACACGAGAAUAUCACUGUCCCGAGGCCACUACGACGCGCGACUGUACCGCUCGAUAUCUGCUUCAUGGGAAACUACAAGCCAAACUGGGAGAGAGCUUUGUUCCAGCCUGGGAACCGGCAUUAAUAUUUAGCUAUAAAACCGCAAAUCCCAAACACGAAAACUACAGGUGUGAUACUAAUAAGCUAACUGGCCCCGCUGCACCUCAAGCCUUCCAUGGGCCAAUCCAAUUGCUGAAUACUGACCAUCUCAUUGCCAGGAAAGGAGUGUCCAGCUAUGCCGACGCCCCUUCCGGGCUGCCUUUUUAUUUUAUUUUUUUUUUAAUGUUAUUUUUAAAUUCACGACCUUGGUGUCUCUCCGCUCUCGGACCCCAAGAGACGUCGGACCGCCACUGCUCGGCUGUACCUUCAAUCACAGAGACUUGCGACGGACAGGUCAGGACUUUUCUAGUGACUCUUUCAAUUAAAAAAAAAAAAAA